AUGUCGUCUGAUCGCCUCAAUAUCAUCGCUCUGAUAUCCGGCGGCAAGGACAGCUUCUUCAGCCUGCUCCACUGCCUGCAAAACGGCCAUCGGGUCGUGGCCCUCGCCAACCUGUACCCUGAGACUGCCGAUGGCGCCUCCCAAGGAUUCCAAGCCAUCGAUCCUGCCGGCUCCCUUGGAUCCUUGGCACAGGCGGGAGAGGGGGACGGCGUUUCUGGGGAUCUCAAUAGCUUCAUGUAUCAGACAGUCGGGCACGAAAUCAUUUCUUUGUAUGCAUCUGCGACCGGACUGCCCUUGUACCGCCAGCCCAUAACGGGCGGCUCGGUGCGCCAUGAGCGAGACUAUGACUGCGGCCCGGCCGAGACCGCCUCGGACGAGACCGAAUCCAUGGUUCCUCUGCUCAAGGGCGUGAUGCAGCGCCAUCCUGAAGCCAACGCACUGUGCGCGGGUGCUAUACUGUCCACGUACCAGCGGACAAGAGUCGAGUCGGUCGCUCUGCGGCUCGGCCUCACGCCCUUGGCGUACUUGUGGAAGUACCCGAUUCUGCCUUUCCCGGGCCAGGCGGAUGACGAUGCCCUGCUCUUAAAACACAUGGCGAAAUCUGGGCUUGAAGCCCGCAUUAUCAAGGUGGCCAGUGCUGGGCUGGAUGAAGACAACCUUUGGCAUCGGGUGACGAGUAAUGAGGGCGCCGAGCAGGUUAAGCGAGCCCUUCGCAAAUUCGGUGCUGCCGGGGGUGCGGUUCUGGGUGAGGGUGGUGAGUUCGAGACGAUUGUAGUGGAUGGCCCCUCGGCGCUCUUCAAGAAGAAGAUUGUCGUUCCCGAAACGUCUAAGAAAGUAGUUCGCGAGGGUGGUGGCUCUACAUGGCUCCUACUACGAGGGGCUGGCUUGGAAGAUAAGCCAGAAGACCAGAGUGAGGUGACGGUAUCAAAACCGGAUUUGUUCGAGGCCAGGUUCCAGGCUGUGCUCGACGACCUCUCGGACUCGUCGAAGCUGGAAGCCUGGACAAAGGACAAUUGUACAUCUUCACAUAAAUCCUCAUCCCUUCUUGGAAAUGCCCCCAAGUUGCCGAGCGAAGACCCCCGACUUCUGCAUUGGCACGUGGUAGGAAGCCAGCAUGGAGCAGAUGGUGAUCUUUCUAUAGAUGCCGAAACCGCUCAGGUCAUUGCUGUGAUUCGUCAACGGCUUGUUGCCCACAAGCUGGAUGCAGGCCAAAUUUCAAACACUAUCGUUGUCAUCCGCCGUAUGUCUGACUUUCCUAGGGUCAAUGCGGUGUACGCGAAACUCUUCACGAAACCAAACCCACCUGCCCGUGUUACUAUCUCUUGCGGCGAUCUGCUCCCCCACGGUUCGAAUAUUGCGGUAUAUUUAUCCAUCAGCUCCGCCCAGCCUGACCUGGCGGACCGCCAAGGACUCCACGUUCAGUCGCGGUCGUACUGGGCGCCCGCCAAUAUUGGACCUUACAGUCAAGCCGUAGGUCUUCGUGUCACUGCACAGGGCGAAUCCACUAGUUUGAGGACAUGGUCCGUUGCUGGCCAGAUUCCCCUCAUUCCCAGUUCUAUGGCACUUCCAACCGACGGGCCUCUCUCAUCCCAGAUACAAGUUGCUCUAUCGCUACAGCACCUAUGGAGAAUAGCUUUAGACUUGAAAAUACAAUUCUGGACGAGUGCUGUCGCUUUCUUCUGCGCUCAGCAGGACUCUUCAAACAGCAAGAUGAUGACGAACUCGAAACUAGCAGGGUUGGCCUGGAAGUUGGCUCACGGAUCUCCUGACGACGACGAGGAGACUGAAUCUGGACCGGACCCUUGGGAUCUCAAGUACAACCCGCAGUUUAUGUCUCUCGGUGGAGAGCAAUCACAGAAUGCCAAGCCGCACCUACCCGACUGGGAGGUUCUGACCCUGCGUCAGCAAAAUGAGCCAGAGGCCAGUAUCCCCCCUUGCUUCGCGGUCGAGGUUGAGGAGCUGCCCAGGCAGUCCCAGGUGGAAUGGCAUGCACACAUCGGCCUUGCUCAAGUUGCAGAGGGCACAGUUGAGACGAUAAGUCUCGGAAGAUCCGAAAUAACUACGUCGUGGCAGACGUGGCAUACGGUUGUGAAGACAUCCGAGUCUGUCUUUCUCCACACAGUUGUGGCUCGGGAUCUCCCAGCCUCGGGCGAGUUGCUAGCGUAUCCUUCUUUCGAAAAGGAACUUGCUUCGGUUUAUGAAGAGUCCCUUGGGCGUCUCCGUAUAGACAAGUCAUCUGGGACUUUGGAAAUGCCGUAUCUUACAUAUAUGGAUGUGAGUGCCAUUGAGGCUCCUUGGAACGGUGCAUCUAGCUCUCUUCAGCAUGCUCUCAUACCCUGCCGCACUAUUUGGUCCUCUAAGGGUAGCCGCCUAGGAGCGAUAUCCCUUUAUAGAACAGUGGUAUCAACAUGA
Molecule: messenger RNA, 2412 nt
Organism: Clonostachys byssicola
Lineage: Eukaryota; Fungi; Ascomycota; Sordariomycetes; Hypocreales; Bionectriaceae
Source: the annotation of a GenBank genome assembly